CACGAGACUGUUUCAGUAACGCGGCAUUUGCUGAACGCAGCGCUACUUCCGUUCUUCCAGCUCCCAGUGGAACGAUCUCAAAGGAAACCAAGGACUGGAGGCAUCACAGACACAAUGACGACCAGCGAUGAGAUGGGCAUGGGGGGCAACUUCUGCCACGACCACAUCCAACAUCCCCUGAUGUGGUGUGACGAGAAGAAGCGUCUCGUGGAGCGUAAAAAUGCGGAGGAGAGCCUACGCAUGUGGCGGCGGAGAAAGGCGGAGGAGUGUGCCCGCAAGGAAAAGGACAAACAGGAGUACUACGACCUCUUCCUACAGCAUUGCCCUUGGGGUCGACCGGGAGGGGGAGCUCCUAAUAUAGAAGUACGCCGCAAGGAUAUCACAGCCGUUGGUCUUCAUUCCACACCAACCGUGGCAAGUAGUCCCUCUUCAGCUGAUUCCCAAAGCACUACGCUAAUCGAAAGGUGCAUCCCCCAGACCACUGCCCACCGGAUGAACUCCCUGCAGCCGUGUCGCUACAACGACUACUUUUCGGUGCAGAAAAAGUGCCAGAACAAUCCGCUGGCUGCCUAUCACCAUCAUCAUCAUCACCAUCCGCCGCCGCCUCCGCCAGGGGGGCGUUUGGGCCAUGCCCAUUCCAUACACCACCUACAGGAGAGCGGACCCCGGAGCAGCACCGUGACAAUCUGUGAGAGGGAAAUCCCCCACAAGCACGGCGCAGGAGUGGGCGUUGGCCUGGCCAAGAACGCCAAUGGUGAGAGUCUGCACAUCCAGCUGAAAGAGCAUCCUUCAAUGUCGUUUCGCAAUAAAGGACACGUGGAUAUCGAGCUGCGGUACAAGCCCUCGCCGCCCUGCAAGGGUAAGCCGCUGCUCGAGAAGAUCGUCGUCAGCGAGAGCGACCAGCGGUGUCCGCUCCAGGAGAAGCUUGCCUCGCAGAAGAAGCGCCUGCAGGCGAAGCUGGAAAAGCCGCCCUGCAAGGAGCCGUGGGGCAAGCCAGGGCCUGGGGGCAAGCCCUGGCGCAGUCCCAAGGAAGUGGGAAAUACAUUCAUGAAAUCGUUGGGCUGGACAAACAAGGAAAUGCUCAAGGAACUUGAUCAGGACAAUCCUGUGACUCCGGCGGAGAAAAACACAUUCCGCAAAUCGAGACCCAACAAACCGCCGAAGCCGCAGCGAUGCUGCGAGCACUGCACCUGCACCUGCCCCGCCAUGAACAGCCCGCUGAAGCCGCCGCCGCCGCCGUGUACGAGGGCGCUGCCACCUGCCCCACCCAAGAUGGUGCACCACCUGAAACCGGAGGACUGCAAGCCCAUCAGGCUGUGUCCACGCAUGGCCCGCGGGGACACCAGCACAGCCACACCCAAUGUCAGCGCCACCAAUGGGGGCAACGAUUGCAACGGCGAGGGCGGGGGCGUGGAGCUGGUGCCGCUUCUGGCGCGCAGACGGGGCAUGCACCGGCCGAUAAGCCUGUCCAGCACGGAUGUGACCAAGAGGACGCCCUCGCAUGAUAGGUACGCAUCCAAGCACAAGCCCAAGAACAGUCAACCGACCCAGAUCAAGUGCAUCAACAGCAUCAUCAAGAACAUCGGCCACAUGAAGCGGCUGCCCAAGAAUCUGAGCUGCAAGCUGCAAUGUUGCAGCUGCGAUUGCCCCACAGCCACGGCCACGGGCUGCUGCCUCAAGCGGCUCACAUUGCACAUUCGUUAGGCAUUCGUCCAGCCUCCAUUUUCCCUUAGCAUACCCCCCACACUUCCAUUUCCGUUUCUCAUUUGCUUGCUCUGCGCCAUAUUGAAAAGAAAAGAUAGCAAAACAAUCCGCUUGCCACUUACCCGACCCCCCGUCUUUUAAGUCUAUCAUUUUGCAUUGUUAAUGGUUUCUCUACCCCCACUUCUUCUCGGCUUAUUCAGCAAAAAGAAAAUAUCCAUUGUAAUCCAAGUGAAAGUAUAGCAACCAAAAGAGCAAACCCAAUCUCACCAAAAACCAAAUACCAAAAACAAAACUAAAUCAACAAAAACCAAAUCAUAAUACCAAUCUUCUAUGUAUCCCCGUGCAAAACGAAACGAAUCGAACCGAA
Molecule: messenger RNA, 2071 nt
Organism: Drosophila pseudoobscura
Lineage: Eukaryota; Metazoa; Arthropoda; Insecta; Diptera; Drosophilidae
Exons: 4
Coding region: 115-1704 (529 amino acids)
Source: RefSeq, a predicted model, not a curated record